This is a messenger RNA of Brassica rapa (field mustard), 2769 nucleotides long. Its product is annotated as putative FBD-associated F-box protein At1g05080. Lineage: Eukaryota; Viridiplantae; Streptophyta; Magnoliopsida; Brassicales; Brassicaceae. Gene Ontology annotation, molecular function: protein binding. The record is from RefSeq and is a predicted model, not a curated record.
UCUAAAAAUAAGUAAAAAAAAUGCAAGUUAAAAUAUUUGAUUAAUAUAAUUGCUAUAUAGCUGUCGGUAAAAUAUUGAAUUAAUUUUUUGUGAACUUGAAAAAAAAAGGGUAUAAAUUGUGUUUGAACGCUGUUUGUAUCCUAGUAUUCUUUUAUAAGACAAUUAGUUUGAUUUUAUUAUAUUAGUAAUUUAUCAUAAAUUAUAUAAAUGAUAAAUCAGAUAUUUUUAUGUUUUAGAGUAAGUAACUCUUCUAUAUUUUAAAGUAAAAUUAAUUUGCAUAACAUAUUAUCACUUACAAUAAAAAAUAUUAUGAUGAAUACAUUAUUUUAAUAUGUAUAAACUUAAAAACUGAAAAAGAAAUUAUAUUUAAACCUACACUGUCUAAUACAUAAUCAUAAUCACAAUCACACAUAUUAACAUACUGUUAUAAAAUGUAAUUCACAUUAGCAUAAUAAAUUGUACUAUGUAUAUUAUUACAUUAAAUGCCAUUAAUAUAAAAAAUAAACAUAGGGACAAUUUAUUGUGAAAAAUCAAAAUCUAAAUAAAUUAUACAACUUUUUGGAAGUAUAUUUUUUACAAUACAGAUAUUUUAUUUUAUAUAAUAUAGUAUUUUAUUGUAUAAUUAUAUUUAUAGAAAUUUAUUUCAAAAUCAGAUAUUUUUACUUUUACAGUAAAUAGCUAUUGUAUGAUUUUUAGAAAAAUAUAUAUUUGGUGAUGAGAUAUAUUUUAAUAGUUAUUAAAUUUUCUUUUAUCUUAAGAUUAUUAAUUUUUUGAUUUUUUUUUAAAUAAGCAGAUUUUUUUUCCAAUUCAGAAAGCACUAUAUAUCUUUUAACAUAAAUAUAUUUUAGUUCAGAGUUUAAUUUUAUUUGAUACCUAUUAGUUUUUGCUACAUGCAAAAGAUAAUUAUCUUAAUUUGAACAAAAAAUAAUAAUUAUCUUAGUGCCAAAUGUAUCAAUUUUAUUAAUUAGUAACUAAACAAACUUGAUGAGAUUGAUAUUUCUUUCUUUUUCAUCGCCUAUAUUCCUUUCUUAUUUAUGUAGGAACUAGUUGGAUUUUGUAUUCAUUGGGAAAUGCAAAUCGUUAUAUAACCCAUUUAAUAGGCUAGGUAAAAUCUAAUUAUUUUGGUCAUAACAAUUUCGUUGUGUUGCUUCUUACGUCGAAUCCUUGUUCCUUGGGGUUUCCUCGUGAAGAUGUUAGAAACCAAAAUUGAAGAGAUAGAUUGUGAAGACAGGAUCAGUGCUUUGCCCGUAGAGUUGCUUGUGACAAUUUUGUUGCUUGUCCCGAUUAAAGAUGCAGUAGCCACCAUGAUUUUGUCCAAAAGAUGGCGCUGUAUAUGGAUGAUGUUGCCUAGACUUGAUUACAAUGAAACCAAUGAUAUCAAAGAUGAUCAUGAUUGUGGUGGUGGUGAUGAUGAUGAUGAUGAUGAUGAUGAUGAUGAUGGUGAUGGUGAUGGUGAUGGUGAUGGUGAUGGUGAUGGUGAUGGUGAUGAUGUUGAUGGUGAUGGUGAUCUUGAGAGAAAGAAGAGCAUUUUUUUGGACAAGUCACUGAAACUUCACAAAGCACCUGUCUUAGAAAAAUUGCUUAUUAGUCUUGGUCGACGAUGUCCUAGUGAUGCUAAUGUCGGAAAUUGGGUUGAAAAGGCUGUUGAUCGCGGCGUCGUCGUGGUAAAAUUCAAGCUUCGCUGGUCAGCAGGUCCAACCACAUUGCCUAGGAGCCUUUACACCUGCGAAACACUCAAAGAACUGAGUCUAUCUAACAAGGUUCUUGUUGAUUUCCCUUCUUCCCCUUCCUGCCUCCCGUCACUCGAACUACUUCAACUUUUCUGUGUGGCAUAUAAAGACGAGGCUUCUCUCGCUAGGUUCUUAUCUAGCUGCCCUGUCCUUGGAAUAUUGAUAGUGAAAAGAAAGAAGAGUGACAAUCUGACAAACUUUAUUGUGAAAGUGUCUUCUUUAUGGAUGUUAUUUUAUAAUAAUACAGCUUGUCUGCAAGAUGACACUGACGUAGUGGAUAGUGAUAGUUGUUUGGUUAUAGAUACUCCGGCAUUAAUAAAGUUUAAGGUCGAUGAUGAUUCAAGAGACUCUUGGUCGAUUGGGAAUAUGCCUUGUCUCGAGGAGGCAUAUAUUAGUGUCAACUCUUUAUCUAAUUUUGACAAGUUCAUAACAGCUUCUUCGUCGAUCUUGUCUCUUGACUUGACUUUUACCGAUGAAAUGCUUGUGCGUUGUAGCACCCUAAGAUUUUCUCGACUUAUAAAGUUAUCUGUAGAUCCAAGUAGAUCCGACUGGGUGGAACCACUCUUACUUCUACUAGCAAAUACUCCAAAACUUGAAGAACUUUUGGUAAAUUAUGAAUUUAUCUAUGACCUCGAGGAUAUCCCACUUUCAUGGAAUCAACCAAGUUCUAUUCCUGGAUGCUUGUCGUCACAUCUAAAAAUAUUUGAAUGGAGAUACUAUGGACACAGAGAAGAAGAGGAAGAAUUCUUGACAUACAUCCUAGCCAAUUCUAAGUGUUUAAAGACUGCGUCAAUCUCCCUCAAACCCAUGUUAGAUCCUGAACUAGAGCAAGAUGCUAUCAUCGGAAAAUUGAAAGAUAUUCCUAGGGUUUCAACAUCAUCUCAACUUUCGGUCAAUUGAAAAUUUAUUUCGAGUUAUCAUAUUUUUAGCCAUAUAAUGAAGCUCAGUUAAUGUGCACGCUUAUCAAUAAAUUGAACCAGAACCUCUAAAUGUAAUGUGAACAACUUGCUAUGGCUAUAAUGUAAACAAAUUGUAUGCU